Molecule: messenger RNA, 2870 nt
Organism: Marchantia polymorpha subsp. ruderalis
Lineage: Eukaryota; Viridiplantae; Streptophyta; Marchantiopsida; Marchantiales; Marchantiaceae
Source: the annotation of a GenBank genome assembly
GCAAAAUGUUAUGUUUGCAAUAUUUCAUCGCAUUCCACAUCUGAAAAGUAUUUGGAACACUUUCGAGGAGGUGUUGAUUUGGAAGUGCGGGGGCGCAUGGGAAGUAGCAAGAAGCCGGUGGAUGACUUCCACUUACAAUAGAGAACCUCGAAGCCGUCUAACCCCGGCCGAUCACUGACAUGAUUCCAGCGCGUGGGGCGGGUGAGCAAACCUGAAAUUGUCUUACGACUUCUCUUCCGGGGGUGGUCUUACACAGCACAAGCGAAGUAUCUUCGAGUUGCACGUCUCGAAAAGUGCUCGUUCUCAGGUGAGAAGAUUACCUCCAGUUGUUGCCAAAAGUGAAGUCUCUGUCUGCUCAUAGAAUUUGAUCUCUUCUUGGGCGUGCCGACGUCCAAAGCAGUCGGUAGCUCGUGAUGUUUGGCGUUGAAAGUUGACCUGACACAUUGACGAGCUCGUUGCUCACCGCUCAUCUUUGUGUCUCGGUCUACGGGUGGAAUCCGGACGCAAAAGCCGAAAAAUCCGCAUGCAUCUCGUCAUCUCAGUUUCUGAUGACUAGCCAUGGAGAUCUGGACUCUUCUUCUACUCGCUCAAGAAACAUACAAGAAACUAUUCUUCGUGGAAUACUCAGCAGUAUCGUAUUACCGCACUACGCUGUAUCCCACACCGUCUGGCCUGAAGGACACUACCUGACUCCAUCGACUGUUCGAGAUUUCUCAGAAGUGGAAGAGCAGGCAGGCAUUUAAGCGUAUCAUGCACAGGACUCGGGAGGCCAAAAUUCCUUGUCCUAUUUUACAGCGAGCUUGGUUUAGUUCUGCAUAUUUUUUUGGCAUCGGUGAGUUUCAUUCGUUCGAUCACAUCAUAAAGAGAGCUGAAAGAUGGCUUCAAAUGCUUUACCCAAUGCUAGGGCUGGGUUCCCGGCGCUUGACGCGGACGGACCUCGAAGAUUAUAAAGUGGAAUUGGUGUGCAUGCCAAUAACAUACCCACCAACUCAGAGUUCGUAGGAUGGAUGUGGGUCACUCCUGAAGAUUGCAACAGUCUUCUUUAUCAUGAGUCCAAGAUGCCGGCGAUUUCACGUCUCCUGCCUAGAGUUCCAUCUCUUCACUGUACUCUGUGGACCAUUUGCACCGGAUUACCGCCCGGCAAGCCAUCAGACAUACGCAUGCACCACGGUAGAUCUGCCUCUUGAUGUAGGUCAGGCCAUCUUGAUGACAGAUCUAGAUCGACAGCACGAAGGAAGUUCGAAACUGCAGAGAGUGGAUAUUGACCACCGGUGGAUGAGUGCACAUGGGCCAACAAGGCCGAAACCUCAAUGUCCAGAGCUAGACUCUUCUUUUACAUCAAGCGUCGAGUUUUCCGUGCUGGAUAGAUGCUUCCAGACUUCUAGGCUUUAGGCACAUGAGGCAACUCUGGAUGUUCCUCGGUGCACAAGGCCGGGGUUUUCCAUGCUCUUCUCAUGAAUGUAGACUCACACGCAUACACAGCAAUGAUGUCCAAUAAAUACGAAUCCCCAUACUCGUACCGCGCUUUCGUUCACUGCAAGAUUUCAUGUGUCCCGCGGUACUCCAUGACCCCUAGUCAUGCAAAUGGCGAACAGCUUUACAAUCGCAUCAUUCUGUGACAACCCGAAGACUGGAUAUGACAUGCAGGAGGUCCUCCAUUCUGGCGCUCCGAGUCGGGCCAAAGAAAGAGCUGCCUCUGCUGAGCAGGAUCAUGCGCUUGGAGAUUUGGACCUGUGGAGGUUUUCUCUCCUUCACUUUGGCAGAACGUCCCGUACGAGGUGACAAAUCACCUGCACCGCCAAUGCCUCCAUCGACCCUUGACAGACAUUCGGAUUGGCUUGUACUCCUUGGAUUGGCAUAGUCAUAACCUACUCCUGAGUAAAUGUACAACUUCGAGGUUGGCUUAUUCGAGGCACUCAAGCCGCUGUUGCCAGUAAUUGUACAGUUGAGGUUAUCAAGGUCAUAGGCCUCGUAGAAUUCUCAAUCGUAAUGAUGGAGGAUCAAAAAUAUGUAUGGAAAGUACAUAAAUCUUUCAUUUAUUUUAUGUCCCUUAACAGACCUCAUUUAAUUAUACAUGGUAGUGUGCGUGUGCAGCGUUGGCUCGAGCCGAGUCCGAUCCACGCUCUGAGCUCAAACAGUGCAGGGUAAAGGGCGCAUGCUGAGCUGUGUAGUGAAACUGAAGACCUGGGGUGUCCCAUAUUGUCCCAUAUGCACAAUGAGCUCAUGCUAUCCGAAGGGAUGAUACUCUAGGUUCUUCUUGGCCUCGGCCAAAAGCUGCCACGAAUAGACGAAUAGUAGGAGAUAUAUGAAACCUCCGCAACUGUUGGUCUGCUUUUCGAACAAGAAUCUAAUGUACUUGUUUAUAUGGUAGGAAUCUAAGUCUGCUACCCCAAGGUAUAGUUGUCUUUUCGCUAUGUGGAGCCUGUGUGAUCAAAAGAGGACCCACUUUUAUCGACGAUGACUACUCGAUCUGAUCACAUUCCUCCAUUUUCCACUCGAUUGAGCUCUAUGCUAGAGUAACACCGGGACCAGACUCACUCUUCGUCCAACGGUUCGCUUGUCUCUUUUAUUGCAGCGUGAGCGGUACCAGAUCAUCAUUCUAUCUAUGCCUUCCAACCGUGAUCGAUGCAAUGAGUUCUUCCAGUCAGUGCACUCAACCCAUCUCGGGAUCCCAGUCCAUUUGUUCAGAUUUCUCAGAAAUUUUUAACUUCCACGCAUGAUCAGACCUACCAUCUUCGACUGCCUAGUUGCUGGCAAGGGAAAGUGAACUCCAGACACUUAUCACUAGGCAUAUGCUGGAUGGGACAGUGAGGUCAGCUACUGCAACUCAUGAAGUUUUUCUAUGUGCACGAAACUACCAUCGAAAUUCC